AAACUCUCAGGCUGGGAGUUUUUCAAAUCUAUUGGUUCUCCAAAAUAUAUCGUCGCUCCAAUGGUUGAUCAGUCUGAACUCGCAUGGAGAAUCCUGAGUCGUCGAUAUAAAGCUGAUCUAUGCUAUACUCCAAUGUUCAACGCCAAAUUGUUUGCACAGGAAGAGAAAUAUCGCAAUGAGCAUUGGCCAGGAUUGAAGGAUGGGCUUGGAGGGGGCGGACCAAAUGAUCGACCCCUCAUUACACAAUUUUGUGCGAAUGACCCAGAGUAUUUGUUGCAGGCUGCCUUACUUGUAGCUCCUUACUGCGAUGCUGUUGAUCUCAAUCUAGGAUGUCCUCAGCACAUUGCUCGGAGAGGACAUUACGGAUCAUUUUUGAUGGAAGAUUGGCCCUUGAUAGCAUCGUUGAUCUCAACUUUACAUAAGUAUCUACCUAUUCCUGUUACUGCCAAGAUCCGUGUUUAUCCUGAUGCCGAAAAAACUGUUCAAUAUGCCAAGAUGGUUGUGGAGGCUGGUGCACAGAUCUUGGUUGUCCAUGGACGACUCCGUGAGAUGAAGGGACACCUGACAGGAGUUGCUGAUUGGGAAAAAAUCCGUUUAGUGCAAGAAGCUGUGGGUCAUUUGGUCCCGGUGAUUGCCAACGGCAAUAUUCUCUAUCACGAAGACAUAGAGCGAUGCUUGAACGAAACAGGCUGUGCAGGCGUCAUGUCUGCAGAAGGAAGCCUCUAUAACCCUGCAAUUUUUAUGCCGGGCCACAUAAAAUCAUGGAGCUUGGCUGAGGAAUACCUUACUAUCUGUGAUGAACUCGAUACCAAAAUCGCCUAUAUUCGUGGACAUCUGUUUAAAAUCUUCCAACCAUCCCUUAGCAUUCACACCGAUCUCAGAACAGAACUUGGCUUGACUAAUUCAAGGGAAGCUAUGUGGGAAGUUGCCAGGAAGUUGAAAGAAAGGCUGAUAAAAGAUCAAGAGGACUCUGAACAGAGGGGUGAAUCGUUUGAAGGUCGCGUGAAUGAUAAGGGAUUCCCGAUUCUACCCCACUGGCUGGUACAGCCAUAUUUUAGACAGCCCAUGCCACCUCAGGAUAAGAAAAAGUCAAAAGAUAAG
Lobosporangium transversale is the source of this 1101-nucleotide messenger RNA. Its product is annotated as dihydrouridine synthase-domain-containing protein. The annotation marks the transcript as partial. Lineage: Eukaryota; Fungi; Mortierellomycota; Mortierellomycetes; Mortierellales; Mortierellaceae. The transcript has 3 exons. The record is from RefSeq and is a predicted model, not a curated record. Gene Ontology annotation, molecular function: flavin adenine dinucleotide binding; tRNA dihydrouridine synthase activity. Gene Ontology annotation, biological process: tRNA processing.